UAUAUAUCAAGAAUAGAUAAUUAAAAUUUUUCAUAUUAUAUUUUUAUAAAUUAGUAUAACUCAUACUCACUACCUCUUGACCUUAGAAAUUGAAAAUCCAUGCAAAUCAAACUUGAUUUGGCGUCGUUAUUUAUCCACUUGCACCUUUUAUAAAAAGGUUAACUAACCCUCAACCCAUAUGGUUAUUUAAAAAAUGAGUGAAAACAUUUAUAAUCUUUUAGAUUCAAAUAUUCUUAAUAGUAAAGAUAUAAAAUUGGAGCCAAUACCUUUAGCCUAUUUAGAUCAAAAAGAUGCAAAUAUUCAACCAGGGAUUGUCAAAAAGUUUUUACAAAAACAUUGUGGCUCUAAAACAAAAUCUAAAGAUAUACAUUCUACAUCCUACAUGAUAUUUAAUUUAAGAAAACAUGUUAUCACCAAAAAACGCAAAAAUAUCUCAAAAAUAAAUUCUGAUAAAGAUAUUAUAACAUUUAGGCCACAUAAAAAUAAGAAAAAGUAUCCACCCAUAUCUGCCAAAUACUCCAGAAAAUUUAAUAUAUAUAAAAUUCCCUCAAAUUUAAAAUAUGAAACAUUUGCUUUGCUGCAUCAACUAUGGAAAGAAUAUGCAUCAAAAUUGCUUGACAUAGACAGAUACGAUCAAAUAGCCACACCUAACAAAAUCAACAAUGAAUAUUUGCAAAUCAAAAUACUGAAGAUGGAUUUACACGGCGCCAUUUUGAAAGUUAUCGUGAGCGAGAAAUGCAAAACUCUCAAGGGAUUGAUCGGAAUCAUGAUCAAAGAAACCAAAAACACUUUCAAAAUCAUCUGUAAAGACCAUAGAGUGAAAACUAUCCCAAAAUACGCAAACCAUUUUGCCAUGCAAGUCCGGAAUCACCUGAUAACUUUUGACGGGAACAACCUUAUAACUAGACCUUACCAGAGAAUAACCAGGAAAUUUAAAGCGAAAUUUUAAUCUCUUAAUAUAUAUAGUCUUAUGUAGAGUUGUUAAACGGCUCGUUUUGAGCUUAUAUUUUUUUAAAAACGGCAAACUCAAUAUUUUAGCCAGAAAAAUAUUGUUUCUAAGCCUCGAAAUUUCGGUAAUAUAUGUAAAGACCCAUGUUCCUUCUAUGAACAAAAUCUUUAGGCUCGCGUAAUAUUUUUCUGGAUAAAAUAUUGAGUUUCCCGUUUUUAAAACUAGCCAUUUAACAAUAUUAGUCUUAUGAUUAUUAUUGUAAUGUAAAUAUAUAUAAUUUUAUAUCAUUUUUUUGCUCAAAAUGAAAUU
Molecule: messenger RNA, 1258 nt
Organism: Gordionus sp. m RMFG-2023
Lineage: Eukaryota; Metazoa; Nematomorpha; Gordioida; Chordodea; Parachordodidae
Exons: 6
Coding region: 194-949 (251 amino acids)
Biological process (GO): rRNA processing; tRNA 5'-leader removal
Cellular component (GO): ribonuclease P complex; ribonuclease MRP complex
Molecular function (GO): ribonuclease P RNA binding
Source: RefSeq, a predicted model, not a curated record